GCAUGACUCGGAUUGACAGGACGGGUGUGCUGGACUGUACUGAUCCCAGGGCCAAGCUGCCUGCUUACGGUGUAUGGUGUGUGUUGGGGAGGGGGGGGGUGGAGGCCUGGGGCCGCAGGAGCAGGACGGCAGGACAGGCAGGCCGGACGGGGUACCAGCACCUCAAUUUCUUUCCCUGGGAUACUAUUCAAGCUCCGGAGGCCCUAGGCCAAGCUGAGCGAUGGGUGCUGAGGAGGAGGUGCUGGUCACACUGUCAGGGGGAGCCCCCUGGGGCUUCCGACUUCAGGGUGGGGCCGAGCAGAGGAAACCCUUACAGGUGUCCAAGAUCCGCAGACGGAGCCAGGCUGGCAGAGCAGGACUCCGAGAGAGGGACCAGCUUGUGGCAGUCAAUGGGGUCUCCUGCACCAGCCUCUCUCAUGCCAGUGCCAUGCAUCUUAUUGAUGCCUCGGGGAACCAGCUUGUCCUCACUGUGCGACGGUCAGCAGAGGAGGGACCCAUGCGAUCUCCAUCCCCGAGGGAGCUCCAGGUGCUGUCUCCUGUAUCCCCACUGAGUCCUGAGCCUCCUGGCGCUCCUGUCUCCCAGCCUCUUCAGCCUGGGAGCCUCCGCUCACCCCCUGACAGUGAAGCUUACUAUGGAGAGACAGAUAGCGACAUUGACGGCCCUGCCACCCAGGAGAAGCCUCGCCGCCCCCGGCGCCGUGGCCCCACACGACCCACCCCUCCAGGAGCCCCACCUGAUGAAGUCUACCUAUCAGACAGUCCUGCAGAGCCUGCACCUGCCACUCCUAGGCCUUCUAGCCAGGGCGGUGACAGCCGUGUGAGCUCCCCAUCUUGGGAGGAGGGAGUGGCUCUCCAGCCACCCCUAGCUGAAGCCCUACUGUUACCUCAUGGUCCCCUUCGGCCAGGCCCUCAUCUCAUCCCCAUGGUGGGGCCUGUUCCCCAUCCAGUGGCAGAAGAUCUUACUACCAGCUACACCCAGAAGGCCAAGCAAGCCAAGCUGCAACGGGCAGAAAGCCUUCAGGAGAAGAGUGUGAAGGAGGCCAAGACCAAAUGCCGGACCAUCGCCUCCCUGCUGACCGCAGCCCCCAACCCCCACUCCAAGGGGGUGCUUAUGUUUAAGAAACGGCGGCAGCGAGCCAAGAAGUACACUCUAGUGAGCUUCGGGGCCGCAGCCGGGACAGGUACUGGGGAGGAGGAGGACGGGGUCCCCCCAACCAGUGAGUCUGAGCUGGACGACGAGGCCUUCUCUGACGCCCGCAGCCUCACCAAUCAGUCGGACUGGGACAGUCCCUAUCUGGACAUGGAGCUGGCCAGGGUGGGUUCCAGCGCGACCGACAGCCAGGUCCCCGGGCUGACUGACGUCUCUGGGCGAGGGGUUCAGCUCUUUGAACAGCAGCGCCAGCGUGCUGCCUCCAGUACCCAGGAGCCUGCUCACGGUGGCCCAGCGGCCUUGUUCAAUGGGCAGGGUCUGCAGUCGCCGCCUCCUCCUCGGGCCCAGAGUGCUCCCCCGGAGGCAGCCGUGCCCCCGCCCAGCUCUCUGCCAGCCCCCAUCAGCAGCCCCAGCCCCUACCCUGCGGGGGGUGUGGCGCCCUCCACCCCGGCCGCCGGGGUCUUCAACCGGUCAGCCAGGCCCUUUACCCCGGGCUUCCAAGGGCAGCGGCCAGGUACUACCUCGGUCAUUUUCCGUCCCCUGGCACCCAAGAGGGCGAGUGAAAGCCAGAGAGGCCCGAGCCCCGCCCCACCUCCCUUCGUGUCCCCUCCGCCCAGCUUCACCACCACGGUGGAUCCCAGCCCCGCCGCCGCCUCCGUGCCGGCCUCUGGCUCCCCCAGUACCCCACGCUCCUCGGGUCCUGUGACUGCCACCAGCUCCCUCUACAUCCCUGCUCCCAGUCGGCCUGUUACCCCAGGUGGAGCUCCAGAACCUCCCGUCCCCCCCAGCGCAGCUGCCAUGACCUCCACCGCUUCUAUCUUCCUAUCGGCGCCUCUGCGACCCUCGGCGCGUCCAGAGGCGCCGGCCACCGGCCCCGGGACCCCCAGCAGCCGGGAGCAGCGCAUCUCUGUGCCGGCUGCCCGCACCGGCAUCCUGCAGGAGGCUCGGCGCCGCGGGACGCGGAAACAGAUGUUCCGACAGGGGAAGGAGGAGACCAAGAACUCGCCCAACCCCGAGCUUCUCUCGCUGGUGCAGAAUCUGGAUGAGAAACCUCGGGCUGGGGGUGCGGAAUCGGGUCCUGAAGACGACGCGCUGAGCCUCGGCGCCGAAGCUUGCAACUUCAUGCAGCCGCCAGGGGGCAAGAGCUACAAGACCGUGCCCGCUCCCAAGACCCCGCCCCCUGCGGCUCCUAAGACUCCACCUCCUGUGGCCCCCAAACCCUCGGCUCGAGGGCUCUUGGAUGGGCUGGUAAACGGGGCGGCCUCUUCAGCUGGAAUCUCUGAGCCACCAAGGCUGCAGGGCAGGGGUGGGGAGCUGUUUGCCAAGCGGCAGAGCCGUGCGGACAGGUAUGUGGUGGAAGCUACACCUGCUGCUGGCUUUGGCCUUGGUCCUGGCCCUCGACCCCGAAGCCCUUCUCCUACCCCUUCACUGCCCCCUUCCUGGAAGUACUCACCCAACAUCCGAGCCCCUCCUCCUAUUGCUUACAACCCACUGCUCUCACCCUUUUUCCCGCAGGCUGCCCGAACUCCCACCAGUAAGGCCCAAACACAGGGGCCGCGGGCAACCCCCAAACAGGGCAUCAAGGCUCUGGAUUUCAUGCGGCAUCAGCCCUACCAGCUUAAAACUGCCAUGUUCUGUUUUGAUGAGGUUCCCCCAACCCCUGGCACCACCUCAGGACAGCCCAAAACGGCCCGGGUCCAGGAGAUCCGCAGAUUUUCAACACCGGCACCCCAGCCCACUGCAGAGCCGCUGGCCCCUACGGUGCUUCCCCCGCGAGCGGCCACGACUCUGGAUGAGCCCAUCUGGAGGGCAGAGCUAGCCGCAGCCCCUGUAGCCAGCCCUGCCGUUCCUCCAGAAUCUCCUCGGGGCCUGGGGUCCUCCUCCAGCUCCUGUAGUUUCCAGGUAGCCAGGCCUCGGUUCUCAGCUACCAGGACAGGAUUGCAGGCUCACGUGUGGAGGCCUGGGGCAGGGCACCAGUGAGCAGGGCAGGGGUCCUCAGGACCAAGGAGAGGUGCCCCAUCCAGCCCCUACCCCCAUAGCUCCAUCCCUCUGGAGGCUGCAUCCCUUCCUGCCAAAGGUAGUUUUGGAGCUGGCAUCCCGUCUGCAGCUCUCUGCCCUGCUUUUCAACCUCUCCUGUCUGCUUCAGUAUCUCUCCAUCUCUUUGUGUCUCCUGGCCUGGAUUUCUCGUCUUUCCCCGCCGCUCUUCCCAUACUCCUCCACAGGUUUCUGUUUCUUUGCAUUCAUCUUCCCUCUGUGGCCUCAUUUUCACAUUUGGCCAAGAAGCACACGGCGUAGAAGGUGCCCAUGGGACCUCAGUGAAGAAACUUGACAGCGGGAAGACAGCAAAGGGACUGAACUGACCUGUUUGCACUGAGCUAUGCCUGCCUCACCGUGCUUUUUCAAUCUUGGCUGGCCUAUAAGUAGGUGUGCAUGGUGGUGCGCCUGCAAGUUUUGUGUGUGUGCGUGUGUGUAUGUGUGUGUAUACAUGGAUAUGCUCUGCUGUCCAAGGCAAGAGGAAGGAAGAAGUCUGAAUACCCAGCUGGGUUUUCUCCUUGGGUGACAGCAGAGUCCAUCCCCAUGUGCCGUCAAGUGGGGAGAGAGAAUUUCACCUGAGAAUAAAUCCUUAAAGACAAGCCAUCUAUGUAGUAGGUGCACAGGCUCUUGUAAAACCAAUGGGCUAUGAGAGGACAGCAGGGUCAGGACAGUGUGUAUGGCCUGUUAGACCAGCUAGACAAGGAAGAGAACAAGAAUUCAUGUAUUCCUGCUAAAUCUCAGCAGCAGCAACUGGAGAGGACUGUGCUGAGCAACCCAGGGUUCUAGAAAAAAUAAAAAGAUGGAAACUGUCCCCAGUGAAUAGUUCAGAUAGUUCAGUCUUUGUUGGCUUCCAGGGCCUCAGGGGCCUGAGGCAGAGAGGAGGGAGGCCGACCUAGGGUAUGAUGGAGAAACCAGGAGCGGAGCAGGCUUGAGAAGUGACAGAGCCACGGCAGGGGGAGGAGCCUGGUGAGGGAGAGUGUGGUUGGUAGAGUCAAGUUGAGUCACAAGAAGUCCCCGGGUGUAAGGAGGGGGUUGUGAGACUGUGAGAGGGGGAAGAAUGUGUUGGCUAGAGUGAAGG
This is a messenger RNA of Ochotona princeps (American pika), 4262 nucleotides long. RefSeq names its product synaptopodin 2 like (gene SYNPO2L). Lineage: Eukaryota; Metazoa; Chordata; Mammalia; Lagomorpha; Ochotonidae. Gene Ontology annotation, molecular function: actin binding. Gene Ontology annotation, cellular component: Z disc; nucleus; actin cytoskeleton. The coding region runs from base 221 to 3130 and encodes 969 amino acids. The record is from RefSeq and is a predicted model, not a curated record. Gene Ontology annotation, biological process: positive regulation of actin filament bundle assembly. The transcript has 4 exons.